UUUUGUCUCCUAAAUUUAACAAACUCACUGCCACACAUUAAUACACAUGGUUUCCAUUAUUCACUUACUACCAAAAAUGAUGAAUUAUAGCAAGUUGAAUAAUCAUCACUCAAAUGUCCCCCAAUAACACCUUGCCUAGAUUUCUGCCUCAUGUUGUCCUGUAUCAAUUGUUUGUGCACGACCAUAAAUUCCUCAAACCUCAACUUAGACAAUCCUACCGCCAUAGGAUUAAUCAAAUUACAAUGUUAUGGAAUUGUUGGCCUAAAAUAUAACAAACCAAUCGAGAAUUUAGGGAGACCCACAUUGUCAUCACAUGCACAUAUAAUACUCAAAAUCAAAUUAUUGGCUUUGUUCACCUUCAAAUUCUAAUUCUCUUAUACCAUAUUCCUAUAUAAAUAGAUGGAAGAAACACUAAUUCACAAACAACCAUCCAUUAAUCCUUGUGUUAGUUCAUCUUUCUGUGUAAACAAAAAAAAAAUGGAAACAAUUUCUAUGUUACCAUCUACUCAUCAACCUGUAAGGUCAAUUAGUUUACCUACUAGAAUUCACCCAUCUUCACAAAGAAUUGAUGCAUUAUUAAACCAUUUUAAACCACAAAUCUCUUCUCAAUCUGUUUCAAGAAUAUUUUCUUUUGAAGCGGAUACAAUUCAGAGUGAUUUAGUUGUUCUCGCAGAGUUAUACAAUUGCAUGGAGGAACUCUUUCAUUCUCAACAAACGCAACAAGCUCUUUUGCACUAUCAGAAUGGAAAACUAGUGGAAGAUUCAUUAGGUGGCUCAGUCACACUUUUAGAUGCAUGUAGUUCAUCAAGGGAGUUACUCUUGAAUCUUAAACAACAUGUUCACACAAUUCAAUCUGCUAUACGUAGAAGAAGAGGAAAUUCAUCAUCAAGCGUUGAAAGAAGCAUUGAUGAAUAUGAUUGCUUUAGAAAGAAAGCGAAGAAGGAAAUUUCAAAGCAGCUUUGUGAAAUGAAGAGAAUGGAAAACAAAGUUAAGGUUUUUUCUUUAAUGGGUCAAGAUCAAAAUAUGAUAUUUUUAGCAGGAGUUUUAAGAGAAACAAGUAUGAUUACAAUAUCAAUAUUUCGUUCUCUUUUGUUAUUCAUAUCAACACCAAUAAUUAGAACAACAAAAGGAUCAUCCUUGAUCUCAAAGCUUAAUCCAACAAGAUUGUUUUCUUCCGAGAAGGAGCAGAAGAACACUGAUUUCGCAGGCUUCUUAAGUGUGUUGGAGAAAUUGAACGAUAAUGUUUGUGAUCUUGAAGGUGGAUUGGAUUGCAUAUUUAGAUGUUUAGUAAGAAAUAGAGUUUCUUUUCUUAAUAUGCUUGCUCAUUAAUUAGAAGAAUGAUGAGUAAACUAUAAAUCAGUAUCCAAGUUUGUAACUAUUAACAAGACUAUCAGACUGAUAAUGUAAUCCGAAUUUUAU
Vicia villosa (hairy vetch) is the source of this 1419-nucleotide messenger RNA. RefSeq lists its product as uncharacterized. The record is from RefSeq and is a predicted model, not a curated record. Gene Ontology annotation, biological process: root development; shoot system development. The transcript has a single exon. NCBI's taxonomy places the organism in Eukaryota, Viridiplantae, Streptophyta, Magnoliopsida, Fabales, Fabaceae. The coding region runs from base 400 to 1329 and encodes 309 amino acids.